Messenger RNA from Delphinapterus leucas (beluga whale), 650 nucleotides. Lineage: Eukaryota; Metazoa; Chordata; Mammalia; Artiodactyla; Monodontidae. The record is from RefSeq and is a predicted model, not a curated record.
UUGCUCUUCUCCCGCGUCUCUAUGGUAGAGCCGGCCUGGGAGGCUGCAACGGCGGUGGGGGCUGUGGUAAGGCGAAGUGAGAGGUCCAACUUUCUUACUGGACUGAGAGGUUUUGGCCGCGGAGGGUCGCGAUGUCAGAGAAAAAACAGCCGGUAGACUUGGGUCUGCUGGAGGAGGACGACGAGUUCGAGGAGUUCCCUGCAGAAGACUGGGCUGGUUUAGAUGAAGAUGAAGAUGCACAUGUCUGGGAGGAUAAUUGGGAUGAUGACAAUGUAGAGGAUGACUUCUCUAAUCAGUUACGUGUAAUUUACCUUCAACAAGUAGAAGUACAAAGAAGGCCAGCAAUGUUUCCAUUGUUUUACCACCAGCCCAUACUGUCCUCUACACCUGAGCAGAAGACAAAGAUGAUUCAUAUGAAUAAGCUCUGGCCUUAAUAUUAUUCAUGGACUUUAGAGCUGAACUAGAGAAACAUGGUUAUAAGAUGGAGACAUCAUAGCAUCCAGAAGUGCUGAAGCAACCUAAACUUGAACUGUUUACUAAAUUCUAGAGCAGAGAACCCAGGAUGGGACACUUAAAAAAUGUUUAUUUCAUUACCUCCUUGGAUUUAUUUUUGUUUUUGUAACACAAAAAAUAAAUGUUUUGAUCUAAUA